This is a messenger RNA of Microthlaspi erraticum, 1440 nucleotides long. The record is from the annotation of a GenBank genome assembly. NCBI's taxonomy places the organism in Eukaryota, Viridiplantae, Streptophyta, Magnoliopsida, Brassicales, Brassicaceae.
AUGGCAGUGAGCUCGAUCAAGAACUCGAUCGAGUCGAGUUUCGAACAAACGAACUCGAUCGAGCUGGGGACUGAAUGCAAGGAGCAAGCUCAAGGAGAUUGGUCUGAGCUCAAGGCGCCUAAAGUCGACCUCAAACCUUUGCCUGAGGGCCUCAGGUAUGCAUUUCUGGGUGAAAACUCAACUUACCCUGUCAUUGUGAACUCUGAUUUGGAACCUGAACAGUUGAGUGCUUUGCUUGUUGAAUUGAGAAAGUACAGAAAGGCAAUAGGUUACACUCUAGAUGAUAUCAAGGGGAUCUCCCCUGACCUAUGCAUCCAUAGGAUUCAUCUAGAGGAUGAAAAUGUUAGAAAGAUUGGCAAACCACCCUUUUAUUGUUUUCUUGAUGGCUACAGUGGUUUCUUCCAAAUCCCGAUCCACCCUAAUGAUCAGGAGAAGACCACUUUCACAUGCCCUUAUGGCACCUUUGCUUAUCGAAGGAUGCCAUUUGGGCUGUGCAAUGCUCCAGCUACUUUCCAGAGGUGCAUGACCUCCAUUUUUUCAGAUCUGAUAGAGGAGAUGGUAGAAGUCUUCAUGGACGAUUUCUCAGUCUAUGGAGCAUCCUUCUCCUCAUGUUUGUCUAACUUGUGCAGGGUGUUGCAGAGGUGUGAGGAGACCAAUCUAGUACUCAACUGGGAGAAGUGCCACUUCAUGGUUCGAGAAGGGAUUGUGCUUGGACACAAGAUUUCCGAGAAAGGGAUCGAGCUCGAUCGAGCUAAGGUGGAUGUCAUGUUGCAGCUCCCUGUUCCCAAGACUGUGAAGGACAUAAGGAGUUUUCUGGGUCAUGCAGGGUUCUACAGAAGAUUCAUCAAGGAUUUCUCAAAGAUAGCAAGACCCUUGACAAGGCUUCUGUGCAAGGAGACAGAUUUUGAGUUUGAUGAAGAAUGCCACAAGUCUUGGACCUUGCUGAAGGAUGCUCUGGUAUCUGCGCCAAUAGUACAAGCUCCAAACUGGGAUCACCCAUUUGAGAUUAUGUGUGAUGCAUCUGACUAUGCAGUAGGAGCAGUGCUUGGCCAAAAGAUAGACAAGAAACUCAAUGUCAUCUACUAUGCAAGCAAGACUAUGGAUGAUGCUCAGUGCAAGUAUGCAACCACAGAGAAGGAGCUCCUUGCCAUAGUCUUUGCCUUUGAGAAGUUUCGAAGCUAUAUAGUUGGAUCCAAGGUGAUUGUGCACACUGACCAUGCUGCCCUUAGGCACAUCUUCGCUAAGAAAGAUACAAAGCCAAGACUUCUCAGAUGGAUCCUUUUGCUUCAAGAGUUUGACAUAGAAGUUGUGGACAAAAAGGGAGUAGAAAAUGGAGUUGCUGAUCAUCUCUCUAGGAUGCGAGUUGAAGACAUGAUCCCCAUCAAUGAUUCUAUGCCUGAAGAACAGCUUAUGGCAAUCAUGAUCUUGAAAGAGUUUUGA